GUUCCUUACAGAGGAAACUGGGAAUCAAAGCUAAGCUGGAGUUGAGGUCCCUCUCCAUUUCAGUGCUGUCAUGCAUUUCCCACUCUUCCAUAACCGCCAUCCUUCAACACGACACCGUUUCAAUCUAGGGUUUUCCUGAACCCCCUUUUCCCCUCCCUUCGCAAUGGCCGUUAGGGGCGUCAAUUUCCAGUGGUACGAUGGGUUCUUCCUAUCCAUGCUCGCCACCAGCGUAGUUGUUGUGGCAAUUAGUUGGAAGCGCUACCAAUCUUGUAGCUACCCUUUGCAUCUAUGGAUUAUGAUUGAUUACACUGCUGUGUUUACUUUCCGGCUUUUGAUGUUUGUUGACAAUGGACUUGCUUCUGGAAUGGGUUUAGAUUUUGGGUGGCAGCAGAGAUAUGCUCGUUUCUGUGGAAGAGUGGUUGUCCUUUCAAUCCUUGCAUUGCUUCUCUAUCCAUUUCUUUGGGUUUGGACUAUAAUUGGUUCUCUGUGGUUCAUCAGUUCCAAGACUUGUUUGAAUGGAGAUGGUAAAAAAUAUGGCUUUCUCAUCUGGUUACUUUUUAGCUACUGUGGACUCAUUUGUAUUGCUUGCAUGUCAAUGGGGAAGUGGUUGACACGAAGACAAGCACAUCUAUUACGUGCCCAACAGGGUAUUCCUAUAUCUGAAUAUGGGGUUCUAGUUGAAAUGAUCCGAGUGCCUGAUUGGGCAUUUGAAGCUGCAGGUCAAGAAUCAAGGGGCAUGAACCAAGAUGCUGCUGCAUAUCAUCCUGGACUUUACCUAACUCCAGCUCAGCGAGAAGCAGUCAAAGCUUUAAUUCAGGAACUCCCAAGGUUCAGCCUAAAGGCUGUUCCAACUGAUUGCAGUGAAUGCCUCAUCUGCUUAGAAGAGUUCCGUGAAGGCAAUGAGGUUCGUGGUCUUCCUUGUGCUCACAAUUUUCAUGUUGAAUGCAUCGACGAAUGGCUUCAGCUGAAUGUGAAAUGUCCUCAGUGUCGUUGCUCGGUUUUUCCAAAUCUUGAUCUUAGUGCUCUGUCCAAUAUUCGUUCCGAAUAUCAGCAGUCUUCUGAGAGUAGUGUUGGAACAUCAACCAGAUAUGUGCAACUGCAACCUUCUAGCCAGAGUUACCUGUUGAGAUUACAAGGACUUGUCCACCCAGUGCAUUCUGAAAUUACAGGGCCAAAUGGGGAGACAGACAACGCGAUAGAAAAUGCCGAAAAUGGUGUUGUACCUGGUACAACAAGAAAUGUGUCUAACUUGUGACCAGGGCUCUGUUGAAAUAAAUGCAUUACUGUUACUCUCUACAGAAAAUUAUACUUCUUUUUGAACUUUUAUAUUUCUAACCCAUUCUAAGGAAGUUGAAGGACAGAUAUCCGUAUCCAGCGAUUGGCUGAAGCUUUUGGAAUUGUCUACUAGAAAUUUCCUGUUUUUGAUCCAUGAAGAAAUGGAUCAGUUUCCUUUUUCUGAGGAAUCUUGCAGAAAUAACACUUGAUAGAUGAAAGUACACCUUUUUCGCUUAGGAAAAAAAAUAGGGUUGGACCUGCAGAUGUGUGUAUAGUGAUCUAAUAAUUGUAAGAGUUGAAAAUUCUCAAAGUUGUAUGUUGCAGUUUAUUUUUUCUA
Arachis ipaensis is the source of this 1612-nucleotide messenger RNA. The record is from RefSeq and is a predicted model, not a curated record. NCBI's taxonomy places the organism in Eukaryota, Viridiplantae, Streptophyta, Magnoliopsida, Fabales, Fabaceae.